GCUGCUUAUUUGCAGACAGGCAUGUUUUCAGCUUGGCGUUAUUCUAUUCGUUUGGUUUCCUCAGUUCUUAUCAUCACAUGGCUCAACUUUAGCAAUGAUGUAUACGAUUUUGAUACAGGAGCAGACGUAAAUAAGAAAGAAUCAGUUGUAAAUCUGUUGGGCAGGUAAGUUUUGUUCUUCUUUCUUCUCUGUUGAUGAAUACAAUUUGUCUGUGUUUUCCUGCAAUCAUGUGUCGUGGUCAUGAUUAAUUUCCGAUUCUGUUUUGUAAUGUGCUUGGCAAGCCGUACAGGCACUCUUGUUUCUGCAUACUUGCUACUUGCUCUUGGCUUUUUGGGGCUUGCUUGGGUACCUGUUAAGGCAGGAAAUAUGCGCGCAAUACUAUUACUCGGUUGUGCAGUCAUUUCUGGUUAUAUAUAUCAGUGCCCACCAUUUCGGUUAAGUUACAAGGGAUUGGGAGAGCUGUUGUGUUAUGCAGUAUUUGGGCCAUUCGCUACUACCGCGUUUUAUUUGUUGCAAGGCAGCACAAGGGAAGUUAUCCAUCUACCUUUCACUGCUCCGAUUCUCUCUGCAUCACUCCUUAUUGGCGUUGCAACAGCCUUGAUCCUCUUCUGUAGUCACUUUCAUCAGAUCGAAGGAGACCGGGCUGUAGGAAAAAUGUCCCUUCUGGUUAGGCUUGGCACCAAAAGAGGAUCAGGGGUAGUGAAAUUGACAGUAAUAGGACUAUAUGUUCUUACUUUCAGUUUUGGUCUGAGCAGCGCUCUUCCUCUUUCUUGUAUCGUAAGUUACAUCUGUUUUGUGAAGUCACUACUAGAAAUCUUGGCAUAGAGCACUAUUUUGAAAGUGUGCCUAUUGCAUCUUAGGCACCUUUUAAAGGUGCCCAUUGAACAUUGGGCACCAAGUGGGCACACUACCAUCAAGGGUGCCCUAGAACUAAGUUCCUAGUAUAUAUGUGCCUAGUAGAUUCUUACAUUUAUCUGGCUUGACCUUACCAAUUGCAAGAUUGGUGGUUAGUUUUGUUGAAGAAA
Molecule: messenger RNA, 1025 nt
Organism: Pyrus x bretschneideri (Chinese white pear)
Lineage: Eukaryota; Viridiplantae; Streptophyta; Magnoliopsida; Rosales; Rosaceae
Product: 2-carboxy-1,4-naphthoquinone phytyltransferase, chloroplastic-like
Exons: 6
Coding region: 241-825 (194 amino acids)
Biological process (GO): phylloquinone biosynthetic process
Cellular component (GO): membrane
Molecular function (GO): prenyltransferase activity
Source: RefSeq, a predicted model, not a curated record